Molecule: messenger RNA, 1382 nt
Organism: Neocloeon triangulifer
Lineage: Eukaryota; Metazoa; Arthropoda; Insecta; Ephemeroptera; Baetidae
Gene: Cyt-c1
Product: cytochrome c1, heme protein, mitochondrial
Exons: 8
Coding region: 43-969 (308 amino acids)
Biological process (GO): mitochondrial electron transport, ubiquinol to cytochrome c
Molecular function (GO): heme binding; electron transfer activity
Source: RefSeq, a predicted model, not a curated record
AGAGUGGUUGCCAAUUUUUACCAUCUCUCCUCCAUAACCAUCAUGGCCGCCGUCCUAGGGAGGUUGUGCAGAUCUGGUGUUUUAACACCAAAUAAUGGCAUUUCGCUUCACCAGAUUGCCAACCUAUCAACGGGGGCCAAAUUCGGCAGGAACCGAAAAGUGAUAUACACUGCCUUCGGUGUUUUGACCGGGGGUGCAGCCGGCCUGCUCAUCGCCCUUGAACAGUCAGUUCAAGCCUCUGGAAAUGACCUUAAACCACCCAAGAAUGUGUGGCCCCAUUCUGGCACAUUUUCAUCUCUAGACCACUCUAGCGUUCGACGAGGGUACGAGGUGUACAAACAAGUCUGUGCUGCCUGUCACAGCAUGCGCUACAUUGCUUACCGCAACUUGAUUGGUGUGUCCCACACUGAGGCUGAAGCAAAGGCGGAAGCUGAAGAAAUUCAAGUCAGGGAUGGUCCCGAUGAUCAAGGAAACUACUUCAUGAGGCCAGGAAAACUGUCCGACUACUUCCCUAAUCCUUAUCCAAAUGAAGAGGCAGCCCGUGCAGCAAACAAUGGUGCUUACCCACCAGACUUGAGCUACAUCGUCUCGGCUCGCCAUGGAGGAGAGGAUUACAUCUUUGCGCUGCUGACUGGCUAUGUUGAUGCUCCAGCUGGUGUUGUCCUGAGGGAGGGUCAGUACUUCAACCCCUACUUUGUUGGAGGUGCUAUCAGUAUGGCUCAGGCCUUGUACAAUGAAGUGAUUGAGUACUCUGAUGGUACUCCUGCUACUGCCAGCCAGCUGGCGAAGGAUGUGAGUGCGUUCCUGAAGUGGACAGCAGAGCCUGAGCAUGACCAACGCAAGAAGAUGGCCCUCAAGGCAAUCAUGAUGUUUUCGCUUCUAUUCGGUGUCCUCUUCUACAUCAAAAGACACAAAUGGUCAUCUUUGAAGACACGAAAGGUUGCUUUCAAACCACCCAGCCCAAAGUAGUUACAUAUAUGUAUGUACAUAAACUCAAAAGAGAAAUAAUGUCAAUGAAAUAGAAACUGUUAUAGCAGACUUGCAUUUCUUUUAAAACCACAAAUUCUGACUCCUAAUUUCCACCUUUUUAUUUUAAAUUAUAAUGUUGCUCCGGAAAGGGACACUUAGGUGAGACUAAUUUGUGGCUUUAAAAGAAACAUCCCAUUAAAAAUGAGUAGGUCAUUUCAAUGUUUUAAUUGACCUUUCGUAAAAUAAUGACCCGAAAAAGCCGCAAUACACAGACAAGCUGCCAUUAAUUGACUAUGAGUAUGUACACGUCAGUUCAUGCCUGUCAAAUUUAUCGUCUGCACUUCUAACAUCUGUGUGGGUUGGUAAAUAAAUUGUUAUGUUGGAAAAUCUUAAUAAUUGUUUCUUAAAACAAG